This is a messenger RNA of Dracunculus medinensis (Guinea worm), 1452 nucleotides long. NCBI's taxonomy places the organism in Eukaryota, Metazoa, Nematoda, Chromadorea, Rhabditida, Dracunculidae. The record is from the annotation of a GenBank genome assembly.
AUGAAAGACGAUGGCUUGUGUGCAUCUUGUUAUUCGAAGGACAAAGUUGGCGUUACUGGGUGCGGAGGGAAGGUGGGGCGAGAAAAUCAUUUGGCGACAGAUAGGCCAUUCAAUGAAUUAAAAAAGUUAGAGAAUCGAUUUAUUAUGCGAAAAUUGCCAGGAAAGAUCAAAGACUGUGGCAAAUUUUUUUGGACACACAAAAAGAAGGUUGGAGUAUCUGUGGUCGCACUUUAUUAUGCACAACAGUUUUUUUGGAGUUGGAAAAGGAAUUGUGAUAUUCGCACGAUAUAUGCUAAUAAGGCUUUGCAAUAUGGAUUCACUCCUGAGGUGUCAGUUCUUCCUUCUCGACGGGUAGCAGUAUUAGUGAACACACAUGCUGGUGGUGGCCGUACUUUUAAUUCUUUCAAAACCUAUGCCUUGCCGUUACUUAAUCUUGCUGGCCUUCAUGUUGAUAUAAUCGAGACUGAAAAUAAGGCACAGCUGAAAGCAGUAGCAGAAUCACUGGAUUCGAAAGAGGCAGAUGUGUUAUAUAUUGUUGGUGGUGAUGGUACAGUAAGUGAUGUGCUCUCAGCAAUUUAUAAUAGUGAGAAAAAUGCGGAACUUCCUAUAGGAAUUUUCCCUGCUGGCAAAGAAAAUUAUUCGCUUGUUAAUCUUUCUCCCUUUGUCUUUUCUGAUCAGAAUGAUGUACGAAGUUUUUGUGAAAGUGCAAUGGCAAUUAUCGAAGGCAAAAUAAAAACUAUCCACAUUGCCAAAUUUUUUUUGGAAAAAAAUAAUUCUAAGGAAUCGGACGAUAAAGCAAGAUAUGGCCUAUCGAAUUUUCAUGCUGGUUGGUAUGAAUAUAUUGAAAGGCGCAAAGAAAAGUUAUGGUAUUGGGGUAAUUUGAAAAGACGCAUUUCAUAUAUUUGGGAAAUGAUAAAGAAUUAUCCGACCGAUUUAAAAAUUUUAUUGGUUUACGAAAAUUUCUGCGAGGGUUGUAAGAAAUGUUUGCAGCCAGUCAGAAAUGAUUCCAAUAAAUGGUGGUUUUCAUUCUUAGGAAUGCGAAAAAAAACCAAGACGUUACCUGAAAAAUAUUCAACAAACAAUGAAAUAUGUGGAGUCAAAAAUGAAUUAUUUGUAUCAACAAACGAUUUCCUUAUAGAACUAUUACAACAUGACGACACAAGCAAAUUGCACAUACGCAUGAGUGGAAGCGAUGUGGGCAGAAGUGGAAUAAUUAAGGAAGGCUGGUCUCGCUGCAGAAACAAUACCAAAGCAAACUCACCGAAUCAGUUUUAUGAAAACGAUUUGUUGGCGAAAAACGUAAAAAUUAUUUUCAAAUCUUUCCCUGAAAAAAUGGGUACCUUUAAAAUAUACGGUCAGGACAUAAAAAUUGAUGCAAACCAAAUUUAUCAUUUCGAGACUACUAAUAAAAAAAUUGAAAUAUAUUUGCCAGAAAUAUUUUCUGAUAAUUAA